AUGGCUACUGCCGCGCCUUCGCAUGGUGCCGAUAGCCAUAAGAUAACGAACGCACAAGCAUCUGAAGAGCAGAAAUACAUUUCAGAGGUCGGCUGGAAGGUUCUGUUUGGCUUCACCACAACACGCCAUGUACCGGUAGUAAUAUGUGGCCUUCUAUCAACGACCAUCGCGGCCCUCACAAUGCCCGCCUUCGCAGUUCUUUAUGGGCUUGUCUUCGGGCAGUACACCAUGUAUGGCGCUGGGUCAACAGACAGCUAUACGCUCAUGAGCAACAUGACGAGAUACUGUAUAAUACUUCCAGGAAUCUGCACAGUCAACUGGAUCGCGAACAGUCUCCAGUGUUUUUGCUUCCUUACAUUCAGUGAGCUGCAGGCACGGAGUGCCCGUAAUCGAAUAUUUGAUGCGCUCAUUAAGAAAGACAUGGCGUGGUUUGACACGCGCGAAACUGGUACUGCUGCAUUUCUGUCGACAGUGCAGGCGCAUAUCCGUGGCUUGAAGCUCUCAGUAUCAUCGCCAUUAGGCGAAUUCUGUCAAGCAGUUGUCCAGACCCUUGCAGCUCUGGGAGUCGCUUUCUACUUUUCUUGGAAGCUAGCACUGGUUGUUAUGAGCAGUGUCCCGUUCCUAUACUUGUUCCUGACACUGGUUGCGAACCGACAAUUGCUUCGAACUCGCGAACAGUCCGAAAUGCUCCAAUCUACACUGAAGUAUAUGACAGCAGCGAUAUCCAAUAUCGAGGCAGUCAAGAGUCUUAACGGGGAACGAUACGAGCUUCACAUAUUCGCAAGGACUGCUGGUCUUGCAGCACGCCUCUAUAGACGGGUAGCAAACUUCCGAUCAAUACAAAUUGGCAUCAUGCAGUUCUUCACCAUUAGCAUAUUCGCCCAAGGCUUCUGGUACGGUAAAUACCUAGUUGGUAAUGGAGAUGAUGAAGCCUCAGACAUUCUAACUACCUUCUGGUCAGUCCUCAUGGCGACAUCCUCCUUGGCGUCGGUGAUGCCCCAAUUGGUAGUCUUAACCAAGGGCCGAGAGGCAGGUACCAAUCUGGCUACGCUAAUGGAACAUACCGCCACGGCUGACCAGCAAGUGGAAUCGCGAGGUCAUAUCAAGCCUGCGCGUUGUCUUGGCAGCAUUGAAUUCAGAAAGGUCGAUUUUUCCUACCCCUCUCGCAAAGAAGCUGUAACAAUUCGUGAUAUCUCGCUGUUCAUACCAGCUGGAAAAACCACUUUCGUCAUCGGAAAGAGCGGCUCUGGUAAGAGCACCCUAGGUCAGCUUCUUAUGCGUUUUUACCACCCCUCAUCUGGCCAGAUACUCUUUGAUGGUGUUCCAAUCGAGCAGCUUGAUGUACACUGGUUACGAAAGAACAUUGCACUUGUGGAGCAGCAUGGUGUAUUGUUCAACGAUACUAUCCAUGGCAAUAUCGCUUUAGGGAAAACAGGCGAGACACUACAUAUGCAAGAUAUCCUCGACGCUGUCAGAUUCGCAAAGCUGGACCUGGUUGUAAAAGGACUCUCUGACGGACUAAACACUAAACUCGGCUUAAGAGGUGAUUCCAUGAGUGGUGGCCAGAGGCAAAGACUGGCAUUAGCACGAGCAAAGAUCAGGAAUUCGCCUGUCCUGAUUUUGGAUGAGUCUACCAGUGGGCUUGACUAUGCUACCAGAGUGGGAAUAUACGAAGCAACACGGGAAUGGCGCAAGGGAAAGACAACAAUUAUUUUUACCCACGAUAUCUCGCAGAUUUGGUCUGACGACUUCCUUUACCUAUUGGGAGAUGGCCGAGUAGUACAAGAGGGAUACAGAAAGGAGCUUGAAGAUCAAGGAGGAGUAUUUCGAACCUUCAUAGAGUCACAUGAAGAGGAAGAGAGGCAUCGUUUCAGUGAUACUGAUCACAAUGGAUGCACGGAAGAUGACACUAAAACGAAUAGGUCACUGAGAUGUGGCACACAAACAACUCAACAUUCGUUUACUGGGUGUCGAAAUCCACAAGUAUCAACUCGUUACAAAAGUUUUCCAGAUACAAGAUCUCUCUCAACAAAGGAAAUCGACUUAGGAUCGGGAGAUAAUGCGUCAGACAAACCUCCCACCUCAACAGAAUCACUUUCCCUAGAAGAAAUCCUUGCAUCAGUCUGGCCCGCAAUAACUUGGCGCUCCCGCAUACUUAUGUUUGGUGCUCUCAUGUGCACCAUCAUCCACUCGGUCUGUACUCCAGUCUUCGCCUGGGUCUUCGCACGACUUCUUGGUACAUUUCAAGAGUCCGCCUCUCAAAGCCAUAACAAAGCACGUAACUACGCCCUCGCAAUAUUUGGUAUUGCUACUGCCGACGGUCUCUCAAAGUACUUUAUGUUCUUCCUCUCAGACGCGGUAGCACAAGCCUGGAGCUUAUCACUCAAAAGAGAGGCUCUGCGUCGGAUCCUGCUACAACCGCGCGAAUUCUUUGACAAGGAAGAGAACAGCACAACUCGCCUGACCGAAACACUCGACCACUUUGCCGAGGAAGCAAGGAAUCUGCCCGGAAGGUUCACCUGCAUAUUCUUUGCCAUGAUACUCAUGGUAGCAAUUUCGAUCUCAUGGAGUAUGGCUAUUUCGUGGAAACUAGCACUUGUAGCGCUUGCGAUGGGCCCUAUCCUCUUUACAAUCAUAAAAUGUAACAACAUGAUCAGCAAUCACUGGGAAAAGCUAUCUAGUGAGUCUGAAGAUAAAGUAGGCGAGACGCUACAAGAGACGUUUGUGAACAUCAGGACAGUCCGAUGUCUGGGACUGGAAACCCAUUUUCGGAAGAAGUAUCGCCAUGCGACAACCGAGGCAGUCAAGCUAGGUAUGAAGUGUGCCUUCUACUCUGGCUCUAUCUUUGGCCUGGCAUUUACCGGCGUCAUAUUUGUGGCUAUUUUGCUGUACUGGUAUGGCGCCCUGCUCAUGUCGAGGAACGAGUAUACCUCGAGCAAAGUCAUGGAAUGCUUCUUGAUACUCAUGCUGAGCGUCAACUACAUUAGUUCACUAGCCCAAUACAUCACUCAGAUCAACAUCUCAAGAGAUGCUAGCACACGGUUACUCCGCCUGGCACGACUUCCUACCGACUCCCACGAAGCAGCAGGAAAGCUACCAAUCCAAUUCAUCACUGACAUCAGCUUCAAAAACGUAAACUUCACAUACCCAUCCCGCAAAGACACCCGCAUCCUUCACAAUCUCACCUUCUCCAUCCCUCCCGGAUCCUGCACCGCCAUCGUCGGAUCCUCUGGUUCCGGAAAGUCCACAGUCGCCUCCCUCCUCCUCAAACUCUACCAGCCCGACAUCGACACCACAAACCCCACAAACGGCCUCUGGCUCUUCUCCCAAAACAUCUCCACAAUAUCCACCUCCUCCCUCCGCUCCCGCAUAGCCCUCGUCCCCCAGUUCCCCACCCUCUUCCUGGGUACAAUCGCUCAAAACAUAACAUACGGCUUAUCCCCUUCCGCCCCUGAAACAAGCCCAGCCUCCAUCCGCGCAGCAGCCCACGCAGCAGGCCUCGCCAACUUCAUCGACAGCCUAGCGAACGGCUACAAUACCCUCGUCGGCGCCGGCGGCACCAUGCUAUCCGGCGGCCAAACCCAGCGUCUCGCCAUUGCGCGCGCCCUCGUGCGUAACCCCGACGUCUUGAUUCUGGACGAGGCAACCAGCGCGCUGGAUGUUUCGUCUAUGAACGUGAUUCGCGAGACGGUGAUGCGGCUUGUGGGGCGGAAACAGAGGAAACGUAUGACAGUUGUUGUUAUUACGCAUGCGAGAGAGAUGAUGGCGGUUGCGGAUCAUGUUGUUGUGAUGGAGCAAGGGAGGGUGGUUGAGCAAGGGAGUUUUCAUGAGUUGAAGCGGAAGAGGGGGUCGGCUUUGGGGAGGGUGUUGAGAGGGGAGGUAGUGUAG
Bipolaris sorokiniana ND90Pr is the source of this 3888-nucleotide messenger RNA. RefSeq lists its product as uncharacterized. NCBI's taxonomy places the organism in Eukaryota, Fungi, Ascomycota, Dothideomycetes, Pleosporales, Pleosporaceae. Gene Ontology annotation, cellular component: membrane. The transcript is spliced from 5 exons. Gene Ontology annotation, molecular function: ATP hydrolysis activity; ABC-type transporter activity; ATP binding. The record is from RefSeq and is a predicted model, not a curated record. Bases 1 to 3888 code for a protein of 1295 amino acids. Gene Ontology annotation, biological process: transmembrane transport.